GCUGAGACCUACGCAGAGCAGACCCAAGGAGCAAGUGACAGAAGAGACGGAGAAGGCAGAGGUGUGGGAAAGCCCAGAAAGCAGAAAUACAAAGGAGGAGACAGGACUGGUCAGAGGGGACUGAUACCGUGGAGACGAAAGGCGUAGGGGACGAGGAAGGAAGAGACACCGGGAUUGGGAAGGACAGACAGACAGAGAAGGGAAGAACCAGGAGAGAGACAGACUGGAGAAGACGCAGAGCAAAGACAGACAGACAGGCACACAGGGAACUGGUGAUUGGCAGAUCCGGCUGCCUCAAGGACCGUGGCCUUCGGUGGAGAGACAUCCCGGGGGGUUCCCCCUCUGCCACCCCGGAAGCCCUCUUGUCGGGGGUGUGGUGGAGAGUGGGGAGGCAUGGCAGAUUCUUGCCGGAAUCUCACCUAUGUGCGUGACUCGGUAGGACCUGCCACCAGCACCUUGAUGUUCGUGGCCGGUGUGGUGGGCAACGGGAUGGCGCUGGGCAUCCUGGGCGCACGUCGGAGGUCCCAUCCAUCAGCCUUUGCGGUACUGGUCACCGGGUUGGCAGUGACAGAUCUACUGGGCACAUGCUUCUUGAGUCCUGCAGUUUUUGUGGCCUAUGCUCAGAACAGCUCCCUACUGGGUCUGGCCCGAGGUGGCACAGCACUGUGUGACACCUUUGCCUUUGCCAUGACAUUCUUCGGCCUGGCCUCCACGCUCAUCCUCUUUGCUAUGGCUGUGGAGCGAUGCCUGGCGCUCAGCCACCCCUACCUGUAUGCCCAGCUGGAUGGGCCGCGUUGCGCUCGCCUGGCCCUGCCUGCCAUCUAUGCCUUCUGCAGCAUCUUCUGCUCUCUGCCCCUGAUGGGCCUGGGCGAGCAUCAACAGUAUUGUCCCGGGAGCUGGUGUUUCAUCCGCAUGCGCUCCUCCCAGCCAAACGGCUGCGCCUUCUCCCUGGCCUAUGCCAGCCUCGUUGCCCUGCUGGUGACAGCCAUCAUCAUCUGCAACGGCUCUGUCACCCUCAGCCUCUGCCACAUGUACCGCCAGCAGAGGCGAAACCAGGGCUCACUGGUGCCCAGCUCCCGGGCACGUGAGGAUGAGGUUGAUCACUUGAUUCUGCUGGUCCUCAUGACUGGGAUCAUGGCCGUGUGCUCCCUGCCUCUCACAAUCCGAGGUUUCACUCAGGCCAUCACUCCAGACAGCAGCGAGAUGGGGGAUCUCCUGGCCUUCCGCUUCAAUGCCUUCAACCCCAUUCUGGACCCCUGGGUCUUCAUCCUUUUCCGGAAGGCUGUCUUCCACCGCCUCAGGUUCUGGCUCUGCUGCCUGUGUUCCCGACCCAUCCAUGGUGACUCACAGAUACCCCUUUCCCGGCCUGCCUUCGGGAGAAGGGACCCACAGGCUCCCCCUGCUCUCCAGGAGAAGGAGGAGAGGUGGGUGCCUCUGUCACCCUGGGGCACUGGGCAGGUGGCACCUUUGCCUCCUGUGCCUCUGAUUGGUGGUGGCGGCAGCUCUGAGGGAACACCAUCCAAAGCAGAGGCCAUGGUCGCCUGCUCCCUCUGCUGACGUCUAAGUUGGUCCUGCAUGUGAUCUCUGGCCCUGUGUUCUGGGACAAGAAGCUAUCAGGGACUUGGCUAAUGAUGGUGGAAGCCACAUAUUUAACCUCCAAACUCUGGGGGUGAUCUGCUGCUAUUUUUCCUCCUUCAGGGUAGUGGCUUACAGACUCUGGGAUGAGGGUGAGGGAUGCUGCGAACAUGUGUUGUGAAGCUCGAGAAGGGUUCUCUCAAAAUAAUUGGGAGCUGGCCAGGCAGCACUGCUCCUGAGAUUGCCAUCCAUCUCACUGUCUAAAUAUUUAGGAAGCAGAAAAGUUCUCAGAGGCUUCUGUGGACUCGUCUGCUCAGGUUAGAGUUCUGGUCCCCAUCCACAUCCAUUGAGGUGGCCCUUAGCUGCCUACCCUAGGUCCCCAGGGGACACAGAGCCUCUCCCAAGCCAUUCCAAAAGCCAAUGCAGGACCUACUUAGACCUCAGCAGAAAAGUUCCUGCCAUUCCCUCUUUCCCCAUCCCCUCUCUGACUUGGGGGUUCUGAAUCCUCAAAAGAGUGGGAAGAAAGGAAGGCCAUUAUACUAUAGGUGACGGUACUGAUGUGUCCGGCACAGAAAUGACCUGAGAAAUGCCAUAGGUUGGGAGUCUGUGCCCUGUGAACUUUGGGGGAGGUGCCUAAGAAAAGAUGGAGAUGGGGAUGUGGUGUGGGGGAGGUCCCAAAGAUGUCACAAGAAUGCAAACUCAAGCCCCAAACCUGCCCCUACAGCCCUGCCCCCUGCCUCCAAGUCUGGAACAAAUAACUACCAGACUUUAACUCACUGUCUUCAGGACCUUCACGAAAAGUUCACUCAUUCAAUUCAACAAACUCCCAGGACCCUAAAACCGGAUAGCAGGCAUUGAGUGUGCCUGGGGUUGCAGACACAGACCAGUCUCUGUGCUUCCUGGAUCUGUUGGGGUGAGUGAUACUCAGCAUCCCCUGCAAUUUUCUAAGGCCCAUCUCUGGCCUCCAGAGGCCAACAGUUCAAGGUGCUUGGGAAUAACUUGCCGGGUAUGAAGGGAAGCGAGUGGAUUGGAAGGCUGGGGGAGGGUGAACAGGAUAGCUCCCCACCCCACCAGCCCUGGUUCCUCUUUCUCAUCCACUCUGCCAAGUGCCCACUUAUUCCACCUGCUUGGCAGCACAUUUGUUAGUAGAGCCUUUCUAUAGAGAUUGGAACCAAUGGCCAAAGGGGGCACGCCCCCGGCUUUGGGUCACACAGCAAGCAAAAGGACCAUGUCUCUAUCACAUGCUUCCAAGUCUAGCUUGCUGGCUUGACUGGUGUGGCUGCUCUGUACCGCAGUUUCCUCUGUGUUGUAAUCUAGUUCUUACAGGGUUGCUGUGUGGAUGAAAUGACUGCCCCUCAAACAGCAGCUUAGCAUGGAACCUGAAGAGAGCUUGCAAUAGUUGUUACCACUAUUGUUGGUGCUGCCUUUGUUAUUAUCUAGACAAACACAAUUUCAAAACAGCAAAGCUUGGAGUCUGUUUUGACUUUCCUUUUUUUCUAGUCAGUGUGUUUCAGAUCUGUUCAGAAGAACAAGGGGUAUGUGGAGAGGUAGAAACAGGCUAAGAUAAGCAGGGUGUGGUGGCGCUCAUCUAAUUCCAGCACUCUGGAUAGAGGCAGGAGGGUCAGGAGUUCAAGGUCAUCCUCAGCUACUACAGAGCAAGUUGGAAGUCAGCAGGCCAUACCCAUCCUGGUCUCAAAACACAAAACUAAGAGCCGGGUAUGGUGGUGCUCGCCUUUAGUCCCAGCACUCAGGAGGCAGAGGCUGGCAGAUCUCUGUGAGAUCGAGGCCACUCUGGUCUAUGUAGCAGUUCCAGGAACAGCUGGAGCUAGAGGGAGACCCUGUCUCAAAAAAACAAAACAAAACGAAAGCAAAACAAAACCAAAUAACAACAACAACAAAUUAAAAUAUUAAAAACAAACUAGACUUCGGUGACUAGUGAACAGGCACUGGCUGAUAGAAUGUAACAGUUGCUGACUGGGUGUAUAAACCAAAUGCCAUUGAAUUUGUAACUGUCUGUGAAUUGAAAAUGAUUAAAUGGCAGUUUUUAUUUAUGGGUAUCUUAUCACAAUAAAAAAAUAUAAUCCUG
This is a messenger RNA of Nannospalax galili (Upper Galilee mountains blind mole rat), 3661 nucleotides long. RefSeq names its product prostaglandin I2 receptor (gene Ptgir). NCBI's taxonomy places the organism in Eukaryota, Metazoa, Chordata, Mammalia, Rodentia, Spalacidae. The record is from RefSeq and is a predicted model, not a curated record. Bases 394 to 1557 code for a protein of 387 amino acids. Gene Ontology annotation, molecular function: prostacyclin receptor activity. Gene Ontology annotation, cellular component: plasma membrane. Gene Ontology annotation, biological process: positive regulation of cytosolic calcium ion concentration; adenylate cyclase-activating G protein-coupled receptor signaling pathway; inflammatory response. The transcript is spliced from 2 exons.